AUGGCCUCAAUACGAUGUUAUGGUGGGAGAGGAUUCGACCCUCUACGGAAACUUAUCAUGGAUCAACGGUUGAAAAUAUCAACUGAUUAUCUUAAUGAGGAUGCUGCAACUCAUCAUUUGCCAGUUUAUGUAAGAUCUCAGGAGGGUCUGAAGGAUGCUGACAGGAUAUUAAUGUUGCCAGGGCAACCAAAUGGAGUAAAUUUUUCUCAGUAUUCAGGAUAUGUUACUGUUGAUCCAAAGGCUGGCCGGGCACUCUUCUAUUAUUUUGUUGAGUCUGAAGAGCCUUUGACUAAGCCUCUAGUCCUGUGGCUAAAUGGAGGACCAGCCUGCUCGUCUUUAGGAGCUGGAGCAAUGACAGAACUUGGACCAUUUCAAGUCAAUAACGAUAAUAAAACUCUAUCGUAUAACAAAUACGCAUGGAAUAAUGUGGCAAAUGUCCUCUUCUUGGAAUCUCCGGCUGGUGUUGGAUUUUCGUACUCGAAUACGUCCUCAGAUUAUGUUACUGGAGACAAACAAACUGCAGCAGAUUCUUAUACCUUUCUACUAAACUGGUUUGAAAGAUUUCCAGAGUACAAAGCCAGAGAUUUCUUCAUAGCCGGAGAGAGUUAUGCUGGUCAUUAUGUGCCUCAACUUGUUGAUCUAAUUCUUAACAGCAAAAUCACAAAUCAGACUGCCAUUAAUUUAAAAGGAAUUAUAAUUGGGAAUGCAUUUAUCGAUUUUGAGGAUGAGCUCAGAGGUUCAUAUGAGUAUCUCUGGUCACAUGCUCUCAUAUCAGACGAACUUCAUGAUGGAAUUGUCUCGUAUUGCAAUUUUUCUUCCAUAUCAGAAGUUUGUAAUGGACACAUUGAUCAAGCAGACGAGGCUAGAGGGAACAUCUUCAUGUACAACAUUUAUGCUCCCUUGUGUUCUAUGUCUUCAAACAUUCCCUCGAUAUCUGGAUUCGAUCCAUGCUCGGAUAAUUAUGUCUACAGCUACUUAAACACUCCUGAAGUGCAAAAUGCCCUUCAUGCCAAUAUCACUGGAAUUCCUGGACCAUGGGAAUCUUGCAAUUUUGAUGUAGGCAUUAAUUGGAAGGACAUGCCAGAAACAGUAUUGCCUACCAUUAAGGAGCUGAUGGGUAGUGGCAUUAGCAUUUGGCUCUAUGGCGGAGAUACGGACGGAGCAGUGCCAGUAACAACAACUAAGUAUUCGAUACACAAACUUGGCCCCUCAGUAAAAACUUCAUGGUACCCAUGGUACUCUAGAGACGAGGUUGGAGGCUAUGCAGUUGAAUACCAAAAUCUUACAUUUGUGACUAUUAGAGGAGCAGGACAUUUUGUUCCAAGUUACCAGCCUGAACGUGCCCUCACUUUCUUCUCAUCCUUCUUAGAGGGAACGCUUCCUCCACGUCACAGCUGA
This is a messenger RNA of Fraxinus pennsylvanica, 1398 nucleotides long. The record is from the annotation of a GenBank genome assembly. Lineage: Eukaryota; Viridiplantae; Streptophyta; Magnoliopsida; Lamiales; Oleaceae.